UUGCACGGAAACUGACUGCGCUUCGCGCGGAUCUGUCGCAUCGGCGCUGGGACCCCCCGUGGCGGCGCCUCCCGCGCUCCGCGCCCCAGGGAGAAGGGGCCCAGCACGGAUCCAAGACAUCCGCGCGGACCGUCGAAAGUUUAUCCACCACCACUAAGCCGUGCAUCCUGCGGGACGCGUGGGCGGAAGAGCGCGCGAUUGGCGACUCUUCAGAAAAUCCAGCACAGAGAGCGAGCACGCGGAGCACCCCGCGAUUGCGAAGCAGGCAGCUGAGCGCAACGCGACUGUGAAGCAGAAAAUGAACCGCAAAACUGCUGCGAUUUGUGUUCCUCCAGUGUGGGCGAAAGGCCGCACAGCCCGAGGUGCUGCACGCUCCGAGGGCAGCUCUGGCCGCCCGGAGCCCCCUCUUCCCGCUGCCCGCCCCCGCACCUCCUGGCGCCCAGUGGCGUCCAGAGUUCGCAAGGCAGCAGCCCUGCCGUGGCCAGGACCGCAGCAGGAGGAGCAGGAGGAGGAGGAGGAGAUGAGGAGGAGGAGGAGGAGGAGGAUGAGGAGGGCUGGCCCUGGCAAGCCACGGUGGUGGUGUAUAGAUGCCUCCUGCGUCUGGGAGCGCAUGCGUGGCUGGAGUGCGCGCGCGUCUCCUGUGUGCUGAUGUUGCACAUCUGCUCUGGCUUCUGCGCCUGCGAGUGCCUUCCAGGCCUGCAUGAGCGCCGCCAAGUCGUGCCCGCGCUCCCCCGUACCCCCGCCCCCCCCAUCC
Messenger RNA from Prorocentrum cordatum, 754 nucleotides. The record is from the annotation of a GenBank genome assembly. NCBI's taxonomy places the organism in Eukaryota, Dinophyceae, Prorocentrales, Prorocentraceae.